AUGGACCGUAAAGAGGAUACGCCAGGUCCGGAGGCACCAGCGGCAUGCCCAAGCUCGUCCCGCUUGCUGGUUCCGCCAACCCGUCCUCCCAACUCUCGCAGAUUCAGCAUCCGGAUACGCCAUUCCGCAGCAUCUUUAACCGGAGAGCCCAUAGCGCGGACUACAAGCCUAAAUCCGGAGCCCGUGAAGCGUUCCGACGACGAUGUGGUUGCCUCGAGACGGAGAAGCAGUUCAGAGCCCCAACGUCCCAAUUUCGGCAACGAUGGGGCUGCUGAAUACAUGCCUAUGACAACGGUGGCGGAGGAAGGGCCAAGCAAAUACGCGCAGAUUGAAGCUGGGCGUGGAAGAUGGAGGUCUGCUAGCGCCUCGGCGAUGUCGUCGUUACGUCUCGCAAAAGCAGGCCAGGAAGGCGUGGGAAACGUGAAUGAUGGCAAAGAGUACGAUUCCAGGGUUGUCAAUUUACUUGACGUUGUUGGACGGUUUGUAAACCGCCAGCCGACCUACAAUCUGACACGACCUCGGAGUGACUCUGUGGAAUCAAUAAUAUCGGCUGUAUCUGAAGAAGAGGAGGAAACCUCUACUUCGGAUACGGAGGAGCCACCUAGAGCUAAGCGGACUGAAACAAUAACGUCAAACCUCAGUGUAUCACGUUUUGCUGUCCUGCCGGAGGGCACCACUCUAGACGGCUGGGAUCCGUCAGACAAGUGGGAAAUCAAUGACCAUGUCAGGCAUAUGUUACAUUCUCGGAGGUCCAAAUUUAAGCGCGGGAUGAAAGGGUUUUGGCAGUAUGUUCAGAAACGUGAGUAUACCAUCCUAAUACUUGAUUAUUGUAAGAUGGAGCUAAUAUAUAUAUUUUGGCUAGCUCUUGGAUUCCUUGUUACUUUAUAUGCAACAUUAAUUACCCUAUUUGGUCUUGCAUGGGUGUUAUUCUUGAUCGACAAUGUCCUUGUUGCUCUUUUUGCCAUCGUUGGCGACGGUCUAGCUCCAUUCAGAGCCAUUGAUACCUACCAUAUGAUUUACAUUGCCUACUACCAUCGAUUAACCUGGAGACUUCGCCGGAAACAAGAUCUACCAAAGCUCAAAAAUCCAAACGAUCUCCCGGAAGCACCAUUGGAAGAUGUUAUCAGAUCAGCUGCUAAAGAAAACGAGAUUGAUAUUGAAAUGGCAGCUAGAGACGUUAUGACUAACGAUAAGGAGGCUGAAUACUCAGUUUUGACCCCUGAGCAACAGAAGAAACUAACUCACCAUUCAAACAAGUUCUCCAAAUCCCAUACCUUUUAUAAGCCUCAUGAGACAACAACUCAUCAUGCCUUUCCUGUCCGGAUGCUCAUUGCCGUCGUUAUACUAUUGGAUUUCCACUCUAUUUUUCAAAUAACCCUAGGUGCAUGCACUUGGGGUAUUGAUUACCGAGUCCGCCCCACCGCUCUAACGACAACUAUCCUUUGCUUAUCCAUAUCCUGCAACAUAGCAUCUGGAAUUGUCAUUAUGAUCGGUGAUCGAAUGACGAGGAAGAAAGAGGUGAUUGAGAAGAUGUUGAGACAGCAGCUCACUCAGGAGGCAAUCAAGAAAGUUGAGAAAAAGAAAAAGAAGAAAGAGAAGAAGAAGCUGGAGGAAAAGGCUGCUGCGAACUGUAUACACGAAGAAGAUGAAAGGGAGGAUACGAUCGAAACCUCUGUUGAUAUUGAGAAACAUAAACCGCUGGCGGGAUGA
Trichophyton verrucosum HKI 0517 is the source of this 1710-nucleotide messenger RNA. RefSeq lists its product as uncharacterized. The coding region runs from base 1 to 1710 and encodes 569 amino acids. Lineage: Eukaryota; Fungi; Ascomycota; Eurotiomycetes; Onygenales; Arthrodermataceae. The record is from RefSeq and is a predicted model, not a curated record. The transcript is spliced from 3 exons.